AGGAAGGAAGCAAAUUCAUAAGGGUUGGCGGGAUGGAAGGAAAAAAGAAGAAAGAGACCGACCCACGGGACAGCGGAAGAAGCUCCAAUCUGAGUCGGGUAGAGGCGUGGAUAUGUUUCCUAGAACACAUGGCUGCUUUUCACCCAGCACCAACCAGGAGACCCAAGUUCACCCCUCAGCCUUAGAAGAAGGGCGAGGCCACCCAAAAAUGUGCUGGAAUUUUCCAUCCCCCUCCCACCUCGAGCCCCAUGAAUUCCCAAGAGAUAGGGCCCGGCAGGUGGUCGAUGGAUCAGAAGGCAGAAUUGCAGGACUGUCUUGCCUUUCCCGACAUUGGCAACGUUACCAGCCGCACAGAUGAAUUAUUUUUGCCCGGUCUCACCCCGUUUCAGUGGUUCGUAGGAGCAGAGAUUAACUAUGUGGCUAAUGGAGUGUUUAGACUCUGAUGGCAGCUCAGAGACCUUUGUACUUUAGCGUGCCUUUCCCUUCCAAGGAUGACGCACUCUACAAGGACAUAAAUUGAGAUGCAAGAACCUCUUACAUCUGAAGAACCCUAAGUGCUUUGACCAAAGGCUGAUGUGUUCAUCUCCAAACUCCCCAGAAUCCUGAGCUGAGGCCAAGUGAAGGGGCCUAGCUGGUGUCUUGCCACUCACACACCUCCGCACCGACUGCCUUGGAAAAAGUUCAGACGUCACGAGAGCAUAACUAAGGCAGCCCCCCAAAAGCCUUAUUUAUUAUCAUUUUCCCCACUGUUGGCAUGGCAACACAGGCGUAUGUUACUGAGUUACAGGCGGCCCAGCAGCCACCGCAGCCGCAACAGGCACCGCCACAGGCUCAGCCCCAGCCACCACCGCCGCCACCGCCAUCAGUGGCUCCCCAGCAACAGGCGCCACCACAGGCAUCUGCCACCACCGCCUCUCAGCCACAGUAUGUCACUGAACUUCAGAGUACUCAGCCUCAACCUGCCAGCCAGAAACAGUAUGUGACCGAGAUCCAGGCCCCCCAGUCGCAGUCGCAGCCUGCCAGCCAGCCUGCCACGGCCCCGGCCCCCCAGCAGUAUAUCGUGGUGACGGUGUCCGAGAGGCGUGACAGAGGAGCUGGGCCAGCCACCCCGGACUGCACCAUGUUUUACGAUUGUCUCUUCACAGCUCCCUGCCAGCAAGGCACCAUGAGGGCCAACGAGACCGUGUCCGAGUCCAGUCCAGGCUCCACGGCCACCCAGUCUGGAGUGCCCACACAAGUGGUUCAGCAGGUCCAAGCCACGCAGCAGAGGCUGCUGGUCCAAGCGAGCGUGCAGUCCAAGCCCACUGCCAUGUCUCCCCUCCAGCUCACGAAUGUCCAAGUGCCCCAGCAGCGGCUGGUGGUCCAAAGCACGACCCAGGCCAACAAAGGAGGCCAAGUCUCACUGGCUGUGCACGGUGUCCAGCAGGUGCACUCUCCCCCAGAGCGCUCACCCAUUCAGGGGGACAACUCAGCCCCCAAGGCCGGGACAGUGCAACAGCUCCAGGUGCAUGGCGUCCAGACCGUCCCUGUCACGCAAGAGAGAUCCGUUGUGCAGACCACGCCACAGACGCCAAAAUCUGGCACCGUGCAGCAGCUGACGGUGCAGGGGCUACAGCAGGUUCAACUCACUCAAGAGGUGCAGCAACUCCAGCAGGUGCCAGUCCCACACGUGUACCCCAGCCAGGUGCAGUAUGUGGAAGGCAGUGAUGCCGCUUACUCAGCGAGCACCAUUCGCUCUAGCACCUACCCCUACACGGAGACCUCCCUGUACACCCAGAACACCGGCACCAGCUACUAUGAGUCUCAGGGCACCCCUGCCCAGGUCAGCACUCCUGCCACCUCCCAAGCCGUGGCCAGCAGUGGCUCUGUCCCCAUGUAUGUGUCAGGGAGCCAGAUUGUCACCAACUCCAGUGCCGGGGGAGGAGGAGCAGGUGGAGGAGGUGGAGGAGGAGGAGGAGGAGGAACAGGAGGAGGAGGAGGAGGCGGCGGCGGCAGCAGCGGAGGAGCCGGGACCUACGUGAUCCAAGGCGGAUACAUGCUGGGCAGUUCUAGCCAGUCCUACUCACACACCACCCGUGCCUCACCAGCCACGGUUCAGUGGCUGCUGGAUAACUAUGAGACGGCCGAGGGCGUGAGCCUGCCCCGCAGCACCCUGUACUGCCAUUACCUCCUGCAUUGCCAGGAGCAGAAGUUGGAACCUGUCAACGCCGCCUCCUUUGGCAAACUCAUCCGUUCUGUCUUCAUGGGUCUCCGGACACGUCGUCUCGGCACCAGGGGCAACUCUAAGUACCAUUAUUAUGGCCUGCGCAUCAAAGCCAACUCUCCAUUGCUGCGCCUGAUGGAGGACCAGCAGCACAUGGCCAUGCGGGGUCAGCCCUUUUCCCAGAAGCAGAGGCUCAAGCCCAUCCAGAAGAUGGAAGGUAUGACUAAUGGGGUGACCGUGGGGCAGCAGCAGGCAUCGGGGCUGUCCGACAUCAGCGCUCAAGUCCAGCAGUAUCAGCAAUUCUUAGAUGCCUCACGGAGCCUCCCAGACUUCACAGAGCUCGAUCUGCAGGGCAAAGUGCUGCCCGAGGGAAUCGGGAUGGAGGAUGUGAAGGCCUUUCAGGUCCUAUACCGGGAGCACUGCGAGGCUAUUGUCGACGUCAUGAUCAACCUGCAGUUCACACUGGUGGAGACCCUGUGGAAGACGUUCUGGAGAUACAACCUUUGCCAGGCCAGUGAAGCCACCCCCCUGGCCAUCCACGAUGAAGCUGAGAAGCGGCUACCUAAAAACAGCCUGGUGAUCCUGUCCAAGUACGAGCCCGUGCUCAAGUGGACCAAGGAUUGUGAUAAUCUGCUGUACCAGGGCCUGGUGGAGAUCCUCAUCCCGGACGUGCUGCGGCCCAUCCCCAGUGCCUUGACCCAAGCAAUCCGGAACUUUGCCAAAAGUCUGGAAAGCUGGCUCACCAAUGCCAUGAUGAACAUCCCCGAGGAGAUGGUGCGCGUGAAGGUGAGAUGAGGGAA
Molecule: messenger RNA, 3003 nt
Organism: Ornithorhynchus anatinus (platypus)
Lineage: Eukaryota; Metazoa; Chordata; Mammalia; Monotremata; Ornithorhynchidae
Gene: RFX1
Product: regulatory factor X1
Exons: 19
Coding region: 755-2998 (747 amino acids)
Biological process (GO): regulation of transcription by RNA polymerase II
Cellular component (GO): nucleus
Molecular function (GO): RNA polymerase II cis-regulatory region sequence-specific DNA binding; DNA-binding transcription factor activity, RNA polymerase II-specific
Source: RefSeq, a predicted model, not a curated record